AUGGCAUUGGAGUAAAGGAUUUGCUUCGAGCUUGUGCUUCAAGAGAAUACUUGCUUAUAUGGAGAAACUCCUUCGUUUACAUUUUCAAGAUUUUUCAGCUCGUGGUUAUCGCAUUUAUUACAAUGACCCUCUUCUUUCGGACUAAGAUGCCUCGGGAUACCACAGCCGAUGGAGGGAUUUAUAUUGGCGCAUUGUUCUUCACUCUCACUAUGAUCAUGUUCAAUGGAAUGGUGGAGAUUUCCAUGACAAUUGCCAAGCUCCCAGUUUUCUACAAGCAAAGAGAUCUCCUCUUUUACCCGGCAUGGGUAUAUGCUCUUCCAAUUUGGAUUAUAAAGAUCCCUAUCACCUUCGUGGAGGUUGCAGUUUGGGUGUUCAUCACCUACUAUGUCAUUGGAUUUGAUCCAUAUGUUGGGAGGUUGUUCAGGCAGUACCUUUUGCUUGUGCUUGUCCAGCAGAUGGCAUCGGCAUUAUUUCGGACAAUUGGGGCAGUGGGUAGAAACUUGAUUGUUGCCAAUACAUUCGGGACAUUUUCUCUGCUCAUUCUCUUUACAUUAGGUGGUGUUGUUCUUUCAAGAGAGAAUAUAAAGAAUGGUGGAUUUGGGGUUAUUGGGUAUCCCCCUUAA
This is a messenger RNA of Syzygium oleosum, 623 nucleotides long. RefSeq names its product ABC transporter G family member 40-like. Gene Ontology annotation, molecular function: ABC-type transporter activity. The coding region runs from base 123 to 623 and encodes 166 amino acids. The record is from RefSeq and is a predicted model, not a curated record. The transcript has 4 exons. Gene Ontology annotation, cellular component: membrane. Lineage: Eukaryota; Viridiplantae; Streptophyta; Magnoliopsida; Myrtales; Myrtaceae.